Molecule: messenger RNA, 4141 nt
Organism: Oreochromis niloticus (Nile tilapia)
Lineage: Eukaryota; Metazoa; Chordata; Actinopteri; Cichliformes; Cichlidae
Product: serine/threonine-protein kinase pim-1
Exons: 10
Coding region: 2276-3472 (398 amino acids)
Biological process (GO): protein autophosphorylation; regulation of mitotic cell cycle; negative regulation of apoptotic process
Cellular component (GO): cytoplasm
Molecular function (GO): ATP binding; protein serine/threonine kinase activity
Source: RefSeq, a predicted model, not a curated record
GUGACUUGAGGAUAAAGACUUGGGACUUACUUGAGACUUGCAAAACAAUGACUUGGUCCCACCUCUGGUCCAAGCACAGAAGCUCAAGUUCUGUUGAAGAAUCAGGAGAGUACCAGUGAGGCCAAGAUGGCUGCUUAUACAUGAGAGAAAUGUGAGAAACAGGGUCGAGGGCUGUAGAAAGAUCCAGGAGGAUGCAGAUGUGCCCAGCGUCCGGAGCAAUGACAAGGUCCCGGACUUCCUCACAGGUGGAUUUCCUUCACUCCUAAGAAAAUAAAACAGCUCACUACUCUUUUGCAAAGGUCUCUGCAACAGAACCUGCAUACAAGGAAACUGCAGGUUCCAGUUUUUCACACAAAAGGCAAGACACACAAUCACAGUGGCAAAGGUGCCAUACUCCAUUACUACUUACUACCCAAAGAUCCAGCAAAGACUGAAGGGCUGCCACCGCCUCAAGUAGUGGCCACAAAUGAGGAUAUCAGGAAGAGGUGUGUGAUUACACACCUGUUCACCAAGCCCCAUUUCUCACCAUAACCAACCCAUGCACACACACACACACGUGACUGCUUAGAGGAGAGGGACACACAGAAAAUGAUGAUCCAGCAAGGCGAGGACUGAGGGACUGUGACAUCAUCAGGAUCCACACCUGGCUUUCUGAGGGGGCACAGAGCAGGUACUCUCUCGCUUCUUUGAGCUUUUGGAUGCUGUGAAACUGUUAAUGGAAGGGAAGGACUAUCCCGAGCUCUCAGACCUCAAGUGGAUGAUGGAUCUGGCCUUUUUGGCCGACAUGCUGUGUCACUUGGACAGACUGAACCUGACCCUGCAGGGUGAGUUAAAAAUGCUGCCUGACCUGGUGCAAAGUGUGUUUGGUUUGUCAACAAACUGAAGCUGUUCAAGGCGCAGAUUCAAAAGGGAGAUUUAACGUAUUUUCCCACUAAGCAACAUGCAUAGUAAAAGAAAAACACUAUUGUGAAUUAUUAUAUUUUUGUUUGUGAACUGAGAGUUUGUGUGUGUGAGACAGUUCACACAGUGUUCGUUGUUGAAAACGACUGGCCUGUGGUUUUAGUACUAUAGGAGUCAAUUUCUGUCAUUAUCAUGUUGGUGUGUGACAUUUACAAUAAAUCUGGCUGAGCAGAGGUGUGUGUGUGUGAGAGAGGAAGGGAUGGGUGGUGUUCAUGUGUGCCCAGGUGUAUGAUGUGGCUCUUUGCGGUACCACAGUAAAACAUGUGGCUCUUGGUCUCUGACUGGUUGGCUACCCCAGCCCUUGCCCUUCAUGUAUUUCAGUAAUGUCUUUUUCUCCCGUCUCCUCCUCUCGUUCACGUUUUCCCCUUGUGACCCAUUCCUUCAGUCACGUGUGUUUCCCCCCCAGCCAUCAUGUUCUGUUUGUGCUAAGUUAUGUCCAUGUCUCAUCUCCAGUCCUCUUUUCCCUCUGUAUGUAUUUACAGUGUGCGUGUUCCUCGUCGGUUCGUCAUGUUAAGUCUGCGUGUCUUAGUCCGUCAUGUAUCACUCCAAAUCUCACUACCUGUAACUGAUAAUAACUGUUUGCUGAGUGUUAUGUCUAAAAGGUAUUGCACAAUCACCUCUAGUAGAGGAUCAGGUUUGUUUUCCACUGAUAAUGGAUUUUAACAUGACUGACCAAUGAUUGCACGUCCAUGUUGGAUCUUAUAAAUACAACGAGCAAACUUCAAUGUUUUAAAAUGUUCAAAACUUAAGAUAUUAUAUUUCUGAAGUAUGACGGAAGGAAAAAGUUACAUUAUUUCAUAUUAAAAAAAAAUCCAAUUUCAUAUGAUCAAAUUUAUGUCAAAAAAAUCUAAAUUUUAUUCCCUCCUAUGUCAUGUGUGAGUACUGUACUGUAAAUGUCAUGGAUAUCAGAUGACACUGAUAACCUAAUGCUAAUUGCAAUAACUAUGCAGAGGUCUCUAGGCCUCGACUUUUAUGGAGCAUGUGAAGUUUGGGGCAGAGUGGACAAAGAAAAGUUUCUCAGCAGGUUCAACAGGUUGCUACAACACAGGCCGAUGAAGUAUUGCACUCACUCAUCCAAAGUGGCAAACAUGUAACAUACACCCUAAGACUGAUGCUGCUUUUUACUCCUUAGUUAUGAUUUAAUCUGAUAUUCUGUAGCCUUGGAGACAGUUUGCAUAGAUUAGAAUGUUAGAUUCCUGUGAUGUCAUCAAUGCCCAUGUUUUGUUUUAAUGUCUUGUGAUAGUUCUAACUGCAUACAAAGUCAGAGUUCAAGUGAGUUUAGUACAAAGAGUACAAUUUUGAACCAGUUCCUGACAUGUCGUCAAAAUCUUGGCUGACCUUUACCACACCACGUGCUGUGGGUGUGCGUAAAUAUCUAGACCGCCACACUGAGCCCUGGUUCCUCAGGAUAGAGGACAGGACGUCAGAUGGGCGAAUCAAGAGCUCCAAACGAAAAGAUUGUGCCACAGAAAGACUGGAAAAAGCUUCCAAAAGAAGCAAGGACAGCAAAAGUCCAACCCCAGGCCUCAGCCAUCUUGUCUUGGAGAAGUCUGCUUUCAGAAAGAAGAGCAGCAAACGAAAGUCAAGCAGCGAUGGAACAAAACAACCACGCAGUAAAAAGAGCAAGACAUCAAGCUCACAGGAGGAGGCCAGCUGCUCCGUCUUUGAGGCAGAUACACCUUUGCCCAGCGCAUACAAAAGUCACAGUAUAGAGGACUUUGAAGAAAAAUACAAAGAGCAGGAUAAGCUGGGUGAAGGAGGCUUUGGGACUGUCUUCUUUGGAAAACGCAGAGAAGACAAUUUCCCAGUGGUGAUUAAGCAUGUUGCUCAUGUUUUAGUCAGCUACCAACCAGUGCUUCUUAAUGGUAAAAUGACCAAGAUUCCCAAGGAGGUGGCAUUGCUAAUAAAAGUGGGGGCAGGACCAGAGGCUACAAGCAGCAAUGUGACCCCCAUUUUAAUCGACUGGUAUGACUUGGAAGACGAACUCAUUAUGGUCUUUGAAAGGCCAAAAGAAAACAUAGACUUGGAAGCCUACCUGGCAAACAGAAGAACCUUUGUGCACGAGAGGGAGGUUAAGGUCAUAAUGAGACAGCUGGUACAUGCAGCCGCUGAAAUGCAAUCCAAGGGUGUCUUCCAUCGAGACAUUAAGCCAGACAAUAUUGUGUGUGACACAUCGCCUGAUCAUCCAGCAUUUCAAUGUGUCAGAUUCAUCGAUUUUGGCAUUGGAGUCACUUUUACACCAGAAGCAAUCACACGAAGAAAUGGGACCAAAUCACCUGCUCCAAACUGGCAGGACUUUAAUGCCACCACAGCAGACUGCGUCACAGUUUUGCAGCUGGGUACGGUGAUGGAUUGGCUGGUACGUCACAUCAUCCCUGAUGACAACAACACAUCUGAGAUGCGCACUGACAUUUCAGAGGAUUGCAAGUGUUUUCUGUUGGGUUGUUACUGUCAGAGCCAUGAAGACCGUCUCACCCUAGAGGAAGUUCAGAAUCAUCCCUGGCUCAAAUGACGUACUGAUGCCAAGUAAAACAGGGUUACAGAGCAGGAGCUCUAACAGAGAAGUAUUCGGUCACAUUCAAAAGCUAUGGCACAUAGCUGUCCAUGUUUUUAUCAUUUCUAUCAUUUUUACAGGGCCCGCCCCUCUGGAAGCACCCCACAAGAGCAAGUGGACCAUGAGAUCGCAGUGGAACUUCCACCCGGUCUUUAGUCUUGUUGCCAUUGUAUUUUCCAUACAUUUCCCACCCACCCCCAGCAAUCCGUGGAAAGGGGAUCUCUCUCUGAAUUGCCUUUCCCGAGGUUUCUUCUCAAGUUUUUGAGGAGUUUUUCCUCGUCUUCUUAGAGAGCUUGUGCUGGGUUAAAAACUGUUGCUACUAUUAGCCUGAGUUAUGAAUACAGUUGUGGCCUAAUGUUUUGUCAGUGGUACAAAAUUUGCUUUUGCGCACUUUGCCACUUCAGUCUGUAUUUAGAGCCACAACUGUAUACACAACAGACCGAACAUGCUCAGCUUUGCCAAAGCUAGCAGGAAUUGGAGUUUAAUUUGAUCAAUUAAUUAUUUAUGAAUCAAUUUAACAAACAAAUGGGCAAAUGUAUAGAAAUGUAUCAAUCAGGGAAUUAGUAGCAACAUUAAUUGGACAAUCUAAAUUUAUUGGUUGAUUAUUAAAUGAAUCUGGAUAACUCA